AUGUCACAAAAAAUAGAAUCAUCAUCAUCAUCACCAUCAGUAGAGAAACCAGAAUGGAAACCAGAUCAAAGUGCAUUGGAAUGCACCAGUUGCAAGUCACCAUUCACUUUAAUUAGAAGAAGACAUCAUUGUAGAAAAUGUGGAUCAAUCUUUUGUGAUCCAUGUUCAAAUUUCUACUCUGUUUUACCAGCUGAAUUUGGAUACAGUGGACAACAGAGACUUUGUAAAUCAUGUCAUUCAUUCUUUGAACAAAAGAGACAAUUCUUUGAUACCGAUGCAAUUGUUGCACAAUUACAAUUGAGAUCAUCCUCAAACUAUGAAUAUUCAAAGCCACUGAAUGAUAUUGGUAAUACAAAGAAUGGACUACGCAAAUCAUAUAUCCUAUCGAAACACACUGGUUCUGGUGAUGAGUAUCUUAUCACUGUUACAACACCUGGAACUACAUGUCCAUGGCCAAUGAACUCGGAGAAGCACAAACAAAAAUUCAUAAAGACAGUACUAGCUUUGAAACACAAAUACAUCUAUCCAGUAUCUUCUGUAGAGAUAGCUGGUUCCAACGAUAAAGUAUUUCUAUUCAAGAAAUAUUGUUCAAAAGGAAGUUUAAAAGAUAUUAUUUAUAAAGCAAAACCAUCAAAUGUUUACGAUUCAAAAUAUACACAUAGUUUAAAGAAAUCAUAUUCCACUGGAGUGACAGUUAAAUUGAUGCCUAGAUACGGUAGACAAUUGUUGGAUGCACUGAUAUAUUUGAAGCAGCGGGGUAUUGCUUUUACACAUCUACACUCUGGUAAUGUUCUUUUCAAAGACGACACUUGCUAUCUCACAGACGUUGAGAAUAGCUUGCUCGGUCUCAAGCCAUAUUACUAUGAGUAUAUCAACGGCAAGGAGAAUGCCGAGGUGAUUUGUUUCGGUCAUGUCAUGUUUGAGUGUAUCGUUGGUGUUCCACUAGCAGAGAUACCAAUCGGUAAUUUCGCAUCGGUCAUUCCCGACAACGUGAUGGAACUACUGAAAUUCAUAUUUGUCGAUGCCAAUCGCACCAAUGUUUCACUCGAAGAUCUGGUGAAACAUCCGUACUUCAAUCAGGUCAAGAUCGAAGAUAGUUCGGCAACCGACGGCAAGCUGAAGAAAUCGCAGUUGGCGUUCGUCAAGGACUAUUGCAAUCGCGUCGAGCAACCGGCGGUCUCGCCAAGAGGACCAGGUGUAAUGAAGAAGCAGGCAUCGUCGGCAUCGAUGUUUGGCGACACUCCAUCGUCGUCGCACUCCAGUAGUGGCACCUCGACCUACUCCACCACAAGCACUGCACCACCACAGCCAUCGUUCUCGACACUCCCACCAAAGGCAUCGACAUCGUCAACCAAUCUCUUGAAAUCAGCAAACAAACUAUCGUCAUCGACCGAUUUGAAUCAACUAAAGACAAGUACAGCUGCACCAGCGCCACCACCUCCACCAGCACUAUCGGGUGGAGCUGCACCACCACCUCCACCUCCACCACCCAAAGCAGCCAAAGAUCUACCAAAACAAGAAGGUAGAAACGCACUUUUGGAUUCUAUCCGUAACCCUAACAACUUUAAGAAUCUAAAGAAAGCUCCACAGGCAUCACCAUCAAAAUCGAGUGGAAUCAAGAAAAAGAGAUAG
This is a messenger RNA of Heterostelium album PN500, 1632 nucleotides long. It is a transcript of the gene slob1, whose product is annotated as FVYE domain-containing protein. The transcript has 6 exons. NCBI's taxonomy places the organism in Eukaryota, Evosea, Eumycetozoa, Acytosteliales, Acytosteliaceae. The record is from RefSeq and is a predicted model, not a curated record. Gene Ontology annotation, molecular function: metal ion binding; actin binding. The coding region runs from base 1 to 1632 and encodes 543 amino acids.